GGGAGGCAGCGGCGGGACGCGGGCCGAGCGAAGGGGAGCGGCGCGAAGCCGGGCGGGAGGCAGCGGCGCCCCCCGGGCCCAUGGAGCUGGAGAACAUCGUCGCCAACACCGUACUCCUCAAGGCCCGCGAAGGUGGUGGUGGAAACCGAAAAGGCAAGAGUAAGAAAUGGCGCCAGAUGCUUCAGUUCCCCCACAUCAGCCUCUGUGAGGAUCUUCGACAAACCCUUGAGCGGGACUACUACAGCCUGUGUGAGAAGCAGCCCAUUGGGCACAUGCUGUUCCGGCAGUUCUGCGAGACACGGCCUGAGCUGUCACGCUGCGUCAAGUUCCUGGAUGCUGUGGCAGGGUAUGAAGUGGCUCCAGAUGAGAAGCGGAAAGAAUGUGGGCAGCACCUGAUUGAAAAGUACUUGAAGCCAAAUAGUGAGGACCAUGUGCCUGAAGUCCCCUCACAGCUGGUGGAUGCCUGUUGUGAGAGACUGGAGCAGGAACCUUCCAAGGAGCUCUUCAAGGAAUCCACUAAGCUUAUCCACGACUACCUGAGUGUGGCUCCCUUUGCUGACUACCUCGACAGCUUGUACUUCAACCGCUUCCUGCAGUGGAAGUGGCUGGAACGGCAGCCAGUGACCAAAAACACUUUCCGCCAGUAUCGCGUGCUCGGCAAGGGCGGUUUUGGGGAGGUUUGUGCCUGCCAAGUGCGUGCCACGGGGAAGAUGUAUGCCUGCAAGAAGCUGGAGAAGAAGAGGGUCAAAAAGCGGAAGGGAGAGGCCAUGGCCCUGAAUGAGAAGCAGAUCCUGGAAAAAGUGAACAGUAGGUUUGUAGUGAGCUUAGCCUAUGCAUAUGAAACUAAAGAUGCUCUCUGCCUAGUGCUGACCCUCAUGAAUGGAGGGGACCUCAAGUUCCAUAUCUACCACAUGGGAGAGGCUGGCUUUGAGGAGCCCCGGGCAGCAUUUUAUGCUGCUGAGAUCUGCUGUGGCCUGGAGGACUUGCACCAGGAGAGGAUAGUGUACAGGGACCUGAAGCCAGAGAACAUAUUGCUGGACGACCAUGGUCACAUCCGUAUCUCAGACCUGGGGCUAGCUGUGCAUGUGCCAGAGGGCCAAACAAUCAAGGGCCGGGUGGGGACAGUUGGCUACAUGGCUCCAGAGGUGGUGAAGAACGAGCGUUACACCUUCAGCCCAGACUGGUGGGCUCUGGGCUGCCUGGUGUAUGAGAUGAUCGAGGGGCAGUCGCCCUUCCAGCAGCGCAAGAAGAAGAUCAAGCGGGAGGAGGUGGAGCGGUUGGUGAAGGAAGUGCAGGAGGAGUACUCGGAGAAGUUCUCGCCCUGUGCCCGCUCCCUCUGCACCAUGCUUCUGUGCAAAGACCCUCUGGAGCGCCUGGGGUGCCGAGGAGCUGGGGCCAAGGAAGUGAAGGAACACCCUCUCUUCAAGCACCUCAAUUUCAGGAGGCUGGAAGCAGGCAUGCUGGACCCCCCAUUCAAGCCAGAUCCCCAGGCCAUCUACUGCAAGGAUGUUCUGGACAUUGAGCAGUUCUCCACAGUGAAAGGGGUGGAGCUGGAGCCCACAGACAAUGACUUCUACCAGAAGUUUGCUACAGGAAGUGUGUCCAUUCCUUGGCAGAAUGAGAUGAUUGAGACUGAGUGUUUUAAGGAGCUGAAUGUCUUUAGCACAGAUGGCACAGUGCCCCCAGACUUGGACUGGAAAGGGCAGCCUUCUCCACAGCCCAAAAAAGGCUUACUCCAGCGCUUAUUCAGCAGACAGGACUGUUGUGGAAACUGCAGCGACAGCGAGGAAGAGCCCACCCGGCUGUAGAGCACAGCUUGUUCUCCAGCCCUUGGGACCCCCUUGCCUCUCCAGGUGCCCAGCAGAACAGCCCAGCCUGUGAAGGACAAGGUGGCAGCGGCCCCGCAAGGUGGAUUUGUUUACAGCUCUACACGUCCAUGUUUGAAGACUGUGAGGAUGGCUCCAGGGCUGGUGGCAGCACACAGCUUGGGCCGAGGUGCCUCUGACUGCAGGCAGGCCCUCGUCCCCAAAACAGACCUGGACGCUUCUGAAUUUGCCACUUGGAGUCGUACUGCUGCAGUCCACCAGCUGUUGCUCCCCUCCUGAGCCCAGGGUGGGAGGGAGGGAUUGCACCAGUGUGGGCUGAGGCCAGACUGGAGCAGCUCUGCUGACACAUUCCAUGGUGCCAAAGUGGCACUGCAGGUCUGGUGUGUAUUUAUAUGUUGGUCUGUACAUAUCACAUGUCAGUUUUUAAUCUAUAGGUUGGGGCCUGCACUGCCCCCACCCUGUCACAGGCACAAAUGUCCUCCUAUGGGGAGAGUGACUGUCCCAGUUUUGUACCAGGGAGUCGUGGGCAGAGGCCGCCUGUGCCUUCAGGUGCCUAAAGCAUCUUUCCUGGACCCUUCUGGCCGUGCUGAGUCGUCCCUGGCUCCAUUGGAGUCCUUUGCUCAGCCCCCAGGCACAGGAAACUGUGUUCCAAAGCGUCUGCUAUUGCAUCCCGGCAGCAGGCCGUCACUGCCUUGUCUUCACUUCCCUGUCUGCCGGAGCCUGCUUCCUCCUGCCUUGUCUCACACAUGCUGCCAGCUCUGGGGAGUCAGCCGUGGCCCCCCCCAUCUCUAGACCAACAGCAGGUAGCCUGUGCCCCAGCAAGACACAGCUGCUCCCACAGCCCCUCCUCAUAAGUUACCUGCUACUGGGUCUAAAGGCUUGG
Dryobates pubescens (Downy woodpecker) is the source of this 2709-nucleotide messenger RNA. RefSeq names its product G protein-coupled receptor kinase 6 (gene GRK6). Gene Ontology annotation, cellular component: plasma membrane; cytoplasm. The transcript is spliced from 16 exons. Gene Ontology annotation, biological process: regulation of signal transduction; protein phosphorylation; signal transduction. Gene Ontology annotation, molecular function: G protein-coupled receptor kinase activity; ATP binding. The record is from RefSeq and is a predicted model, not a curated record. Bases 81 to 1808 code for a protein of 575 amino acids. Lineage: Eukaryota; Metazoa; Chordata; Aves; Piciformes; Picidae.